AUGCUUCGACUAGCUUUGAGAUUGGUCAACGCUACGUCUUAUAGAGGAGGUCCACGCCACGUCGGUAGAAGAAGCUAUUCCGUAUCCCCAGUUCAGAUGUCCGUGAAGCGCAAACAGGUGACAUUAGAUGCCCUCUUUGGAGGCAGCAAGAAGGUUAAGCCAGAGGCCAAACCAGAAGUCAAGCCAGAAGUCAAGCCAGAGGCCAGGCUAGAAGAUUCCAAUUCCAAGGUUAAGAAUUCUACUCCCACUCCUACUCCUCCUGGUAGCAGUAGCAAUGCAGCUGUUGUCUCGAACAUCCCAUUUGCAGAGCUAUGCGAUACGUUCCAGGCCAUCGAGGAGACGUCAUCGCGACUUGCCAUCACUGCGAUCUGCUCCAAGUUCCUCUACUCGGUGUUGGAACGCGAUGCAAAGUCGUUGGUCCCCGUCACGCUACUUUUCAUCCACAAGUUGGGCCCCGAUUACGAGCCAGGGUUGGAAUUGGGUCUUGGGGAGUCGUUGUUGAUCAAGACCAUCAGCGAAGCGUGCGGCAAGACGACGCAGCAGAUCCGCAACAAGUACCGUGAGAUUGGUGACUUGGGUGAAAUCGCGAUGCAGGCGCGUAACGUGCAGCCUACGAUGUUCAAGCCCAAGCCAUUGACGGUUGGGGAAGUGUUCAACAACUUGGUUGCGAUUGCCAAGGCAAGCGGCAAGGAUUCGCAGUCCAAGAAGUCGUCGUUGAUCAAGAAGAUGUUGACUGCGUGCAAGGGGUUCGAGGCCAAGUUUCUAAUCCGGUCGUUAGAGUCGAAGCUCAGAAUCGGGUUGGCCGAAAAGACUGUCUUAAUUGCAGUGAGCAAAGCGAUUCUAACGCACGAGCACAAGGGCGAGGAGCCCAGCGCCGAUAUGGUUGAGCGUGCCGAAUCCUUGAUCCGGGACGCGUUCUGCCAGAUUCCCAACUACGAGAUAAUCAUUACCACUGCGUUGGAGCACGGGAUCAUGAACCUCGACCAGCACAUCAAGUUGAAACCGGGGAUUCCCUUGCAACCGAUGUUGGCGAAGCCCACGAAAUCGAUCAGCGAGGUGCUCGACCGGUUCCAGGGCACGCGGUUCACGUGUGAGUACAAGUACGACGGGGAGAGAGCCCAGGUGCACCUGCUGAGCGACGGCACGAUGCGCAUCUACUCGCGUAACGGUGAAGACAUGACCGAGAGGUACCCCGAGAUCAACGUGAGCGAUUACAUUAGGAAGGAGGGCAGCGCCGCCGGAGGUGAGUCUACGGCCCCUGUCGUCACAUCCUUCAUCCUCGACAGCGAAGCUGUCGCCUGGGACCAGGAGCAGAACAAGAUCUUGCCCUUCCAGGUGCUCAGCACAAGAAAGCGCAAGGGCGUCGAAUUGAAAGACGUCAAGGUCCGCGUGUGCUUGUUCGCCUUCGACAUCCUCUGCCUAAACGACGAACCGCUCAUCAACAAGUCUCUCUCGGAAAGACGCGACAUCCUACGCGCAACCUUCGACCCAACACCGGGCCAAUUCGUCUUCGCAAACGAAAUCACCACCACAAACCUUGACGAAUUGCAAAAGUACUUGGACCAAUCCGUCAAGGACUCGUGCGAGGGCCUCAUGGUCAAAAUGCUCGACGGCGAGGAGUCCCACUACGAGCCCAGCAAGCGUUCCAGAAACUGGUUGAAGCUCAAGAAAGACUACUUGGACGGUGUCGGCGACUCGCUCGACCUUGUCGUCCUUGGGGCCUACUACGGACGCGGGAAACGUACCGGAACCUACGGUGGCUUCCUCUUGGGCUGCUACAACCAGGAUACCGAGGAAUUCGAGACCUGCUGCAAGAUUGGUACCGGUUUCAGCGACGAAAUGCUACAAACGCUAUACGACAGACUACAACACACUACUGUCGAACACCCGAGUACCAAUGUUAUAUACGACUCGUCUGCUCCAGCAGACGUGUGGUUCGAGCCCAGCAUGCUUUUCGAGGUGCUGACUGCGGAUUUAUCGCUCUCACCCGUUUACAAGGCCGGGUUCGAGGCAUACGGCAAGGGUAUAUCGCUCAGAUUCCCAAGGUUUGUCCGAAUCAGAGAUGACAAGGGUGUCACAGACGCGACUUCUUCGGACCAGGUCAUUGAGUUUUACGAGUCGCAGGCCAGCGUGAGGGGGCAAUAG
Kluyveromyces marxianus DMKU3-1042 is the source of this 2145-nucleotide messenger RNA. It is a transcript of the gene CDC9, whose product is annotated as DNA ligase (ATP) CDC9. The transcript has a single exon. The record is from RefSeq and is a predicted model, not a curated record. Bases 1 to 2145 code for a protein of 714 amino acids. Gene Ontology annotation, biological process: DNA repair; DNA biosynthetic process; Okazaki fragment processing involved in mitotic DNA replication. Gene Ontology annotation, molecular function: DNA ligase (ATP) activity; ATP binding; DNA binding. Lineage: Eukaryota; Fungi; Ascomycota; Saccharomycetes; Saccharomycetales; Saccharomycetaceae. Gene Ontology annotation, cellular component: mitochondrion; nucleus.